AUGAUUGAACCGGCACCACAGCCGGUGAAGACGUCCAGGAGAUCGAAGAAGAGCGCAUCUCGGACCAGCAGCAAUGGUUUGCCCCUGCCAGCACCGGUCACCCACGCAGGAGGGCCAUCCGUAGGAAAAGCGGGGCUCGACGCCCGUGAAAUGGCAUUGUGGAACUGGGUAAAUGUGCAGAAUUUGGACGCCUAUCUUCAGGAAGUAUACGCCUACUAUGUCGGAAAGGGCAUAUACACUAUUGCUCUGACGCGAGGGCUCAAUCUUCUCACGGUUGGAUUUGUUAUUUUUUUCUCGACGUUUCUCCUGGCAUGCAUCGACUACAGCUCCAUCCACAAUCAUACCAGUCUCUCCAAUGUAAUCAUUCCUCAAUGUAUCUCGCGGUUCUCCGGGUGGACGUUCCUUUUCUUUGUGGCGUUUGGUGCGUUCUACGCCUGGCAGUGUGUAUCAUAUGUCUAUGGCAUCGUCCGUCUUGUCCACAUGUAUCGCUUUUAUACCCACGUUCUCGAUGUACCCGAUGCAGAUAUACAAACAAUUUCCUGGCCUGCGAUUGUUGCUCGCAUUUCCAAGAUCCGCGAGUCUAAUGCACUUACCGCUGCGGCCUUAUCAUCAUCCAUGGCUGGGAGCAAGAUGGUGCAAAAGCUCGACGCACAUGAUAUUGCAAACCGCAUCAUGCGCCAAGAGAAUUAUCUCAUCGCGUUAUUCAACAAAGAUCUCCUGAAUCUUUCCCUUCCGUUAUCAAGGCUCCCUCUGCCCUCGUUUCUGAGGAACUAUUCGCGGACCGGGGCCGGAACACUGACACGGGCUUUGGAAUGGAAUCUCCGAUUCUGUGUUAUGGAGUUCUUCUGCGAUCCAUCCGGCCACCCUCGUAAAGUGUUCCUGAAAGAACGAAAUCGGACGGUAUUGAUCGAGGGCCUGAAGCGACGUUUUAUCUUCAUGGGUAUAAUCAAUGCUGUAUUUGCUCCUUUCAUUGUGCUUUACUUGCUGAUGUACUCGUUCUUCCGGUACUUCGAGGAAUACCACAAGAAUCCCUCGUCGAUCGGGGGACGGCAAUACACUCCGCUGGCGCAAUGGAAGUUUCGAGAGUUCAACGAGCUGCCGCAUCUCUUCACGCGGAGGAUGCAUCAGUCGUAUCCAUUCGCAACGGAGUAUAUAUCGCAGUUCCCGUCGUCAAAGGUUGCGGCCAUUAUGCGCUUUGUCUCCUUUGUGGCUGGCGCAUUUGCAGCGGUUCUCCUACUGGCAACUGUGAUCAACCCUGAUGUGUUCCUUGGGUUUGAGAUCACCCCGCAUAGGACCGUCCUGUUCUACCUCGGUUUGUUUGGUAGUGUCUUGGCCGUGUCUAGAGGUAUGGUGCCGGAUGAGCGCACCGUGUUUGACCCGGAACUACUCAUGCGGGACGUUGUCGAGUUCACCCACUAUAUGCCAGCGGAAUGGCAAGAUCAGCUUCACUCGAAGACUAUUCACACCGAGUUCGGAAAACUCUAUGAGAUGAAGAUCACAAUAUUUGUCCAAGAGCUAGUAUCCGUCAUCCUAACGCCAUUCAUCCUGUGGUUCUCGCUCCCAGCCUGUGCGCCUGCCAUCAUCGACUUCUUUCGAGAGUUUACCGUGCACGUCGACGGGCUCGGAUAUGUAUGCAGCUUUGCCGUCUUCGACUUUAAGCGGCACGGCAACGUGAACGUAAGCCCCACUAGCGUUCCCUGCUACCUGCUACUCGCUAACCGCUAA
Dacryopinax primogenitus is the source of this 1725-nucleotide messenger RNA. RefSeq names its product APG9-domain-containing protein. Lineage: Eukaryota; Fungi; Basidiomycota; Dacrymycetes; Dacrymycetales; Dacrymycetaceae. The record is from RefSeq and is a predicted model, not a curated record. Gene Ontology annotation, cellular component: phagophore assembly site; autophagosome. The transcript is spliced from 6 exons. Bases 1 to 1725 code for a protein of 574 amino acids. Gene Ontology annotation, biological process: autophagy of mitochondrion; protein localization to phagophore assembly site.